ACCGCAUCAUCAUCAGCCGUUUGUUUCGUUUGUUGUACGCGAGAUUCCCGCCGUUGAUUCUGCCCGAUUUCUUGUCCUCGGUGUGGUUGACACUGUGUUUUGUGUGUGUGCUCUGACAUUUCGGUUUGGGUCGGGGGACCGUUCAGUUUCGUCCUUCCACAAGGCGGCCGAUCAACAGGUACAAGGAGCGAGGUGGAGUGGAAGCGUGUGGCAGUUGGGUGUCCGAUUCGUUCCGAUGGCUCGAUUGGUCCGAGUGCGAGAGCCGGGAACCAGAGGAGCAGCAACAGCAGCAGGAAAUGUCUGAGGGUCGGCAGCAGGAGGGCCGUGCCGAGCGCAUGGCCCGCUACAAGGAGGAGAGGAAGAGACAACUGGCCGCCAGGUUCGGCACCAGGGAGACUGGGGCAGAUUUGCCAUCACCGAGACGACCAAAAGAAGGCACAACCUCGAGCAGCAGCGAAGGACCGAGACCGACGAGAACGUCGAGACUGCGGGCACAGGCUGCCUCUCAACAAGACGAAAAUUCUAGUCACAAUCAGGAAUCCAGACUGACUCAUUCGGAGCGGACCGCCGCCAACCAGUGCCCGGUUAAUGGAGGAAGUGGCGAGACGCCCCGCGGCACCGCCGCAUCCCGACGGAACGAGCGUGACAAGAGCGCGAAACGGAAGUCUUAUCUCAAUCGGUCGCAGAACUCGGAAGAGGUUCCCUCCGAUUUCAGUGAUGAGACUGGCAGGAGAAGACGCCGGAGGAACCAACCGCUGGCCGACACGAACAACCGACAAACGCCUGUUGACUGCAAACCUACUGGCGAAUCCAGCACCACUGCCGAAACAUCCCACAUCACAACGGCACCAUCCAUUGCAACCGCCGUCGCACAAACAAACACUGCCUCAAGCACCGGUGCCCCCUCACCAUCACCAACGGCCGCCUCGGGGUCCGGUCUAGGAAGGGCGUCACCCCGCAGGUCGGAGCUCAGCGUGCACAUGGAAAACGCACGUCGCGGCGUCACCACCUCAUACUCGGAGAUGGGCAAGUAUCGUCCGUACGCCAAACGAUUCGGUGCCAGUCCGAAAGAAAAGCACACCGUUUCUGAUCAUGAUGUCGGACCUUCCGAUUACAACGGAUACUCUAGGACGUCAUCAAACAGAGAGAGCAUUGCCAAGAAAAAGAUUGAAGAGCCUGAAGACAGAAGGAGGACGAGAAGUAUAAUGAAAAGAAUGGAGGAGUUGUCCGCGAAAACUAAAAAGACUCUUGCUAACGUAGAACUUCUGACUAACAAGGCUAAGGAAUCACCGAGAAAAGAACUACCUCCAACAGAAGACAAGACUAGCGUCAAGUACUUAGAAAAGACGUCCUUCGAACGUUGCGCCCCGUUCUCCAUCCUGCGCCACAAAUCCGAAGAACCUUCAGCACCCGUAGAACCAUCACCAGCUCCGCCACGCGUCACCACAUCACAACCCGCCGGUCCUGUGUCCAUUCUCAAGCGUAAAGUACCGCAGGACGAGCACAACAAAAAUGAUUCGACGUCAACUACCCAGACACCUCCAGUGACAUUCUCUCCAAGUGUCGUCGAACCUACGCCUACAAAUCGACGUCAAGGUAUACUGAAGAAGCGACGCAGCCUGGAUGAAUCGCAGGUGAUGCGUCAUCGUAGCUGCAGCCCAGAUAUCGCGAACAAAUCUGAUAGCAGAGGUUCAAUACUUAAGCACAGAAGGUCCUCGCUUGAGGAAUUGACUAGAUGUGAUUCCCCAGACACACAUAUACAGGGUAUUUUGAAACGCAAAACUAGCAGGCACGAAGAGGAAGAUCAGUCACUCAACUCUCCACAGAGCAUUUUAAAACGAAGAUCGGGCACUAGCAGUGCCAACUCCACGAGCAGCACUCCCCACGUUUCUAUAACCACUGCCGUUAUUUUAGCCGCUGCCGGUGGUGCAGAGAUGGUACUUGAGUCCGAGAACAACGAGCCGGUUAGGCCGAUUCUCAAAAAGAAAAGUUUCUCCGAGGAUCACCAUCACAACACUGACCACAGUUCAAGCUUCGAUGCCCCCAAGCCCAUUCUCAAAAAGAAAUCGAGCACCGACACUGAUGAGGCUUGCGACGACAAACCCAAACCCAUUCUGAAGCUGCGCAAGUCCUCAACCGAUAGGGAGACAUGCGACGGGGCCAAUAAAGACAGACCUAGUAUUAGACACGUAUCCUCCACUGAAACCGACUGUGAUAUUUCCCAAAUCAAGCCGAUUCUCAAACAGAAUUCCAGAGACGAGACCAGUAGAAACAGAUUGUCGUUCUCGGGCGGCGACAGCCGCAAUGAGGAAGUACUGAUGCGACAAAGGGGCGGCAGAAGAUCCAACACGAUCUGCUGUGAGUUUCAGCCGAACGCCAACAAGAGCGAACUGAACAAAGACGAAGACAGGCAUCUGAAGAAGCCCAGACCGUUGUCGGUGUUCGAGUUAGUGAUGAGCUUCGAAAAGUCGUCACAAGGGACUUCGACCGGUGCUAUUCCGAAGAGAAGCAGUUUGAAGAGGACUAGUGAAAGAUACAGGACGCAACCUGUUACCUCAGAUGAACUGGAAGAAAGCUUGAACUUGGUGAAGGAAGACCACCACACACUAGGUAGUUCAUCACGUUCGUUCGAGGAACCUGGAUGUUCAACACCUCCCCAGUCAACCCUUCACUCUUUGUUAGAAUUCACCACAUCCUUAGAACGCGACAUUCAUCUGAAGGGCUUACUGUCUUCCCCGACGAACGAAGAGGGUGGAGCUAAAAUGUCGUCGGAUUCAGCUUUCCAGUCGCUGGGCGACGGUCUUGAAUUGGAGGAGACUGAUGAGGAACAAAAGGAGGUCGAGAAGUCAGCGGAGCUGACAAAAAGCAAAGCAAAGUCAGAUCAGAAUAAACUUGAGCUUCAAAUGAAGUCCAUUGCGGAGGAGGCGAAAAACAUGAGGCUUGGAAGAGGAAAUGCUGGUGUUGACAGAUACAGACUAAGAAGUUCGGGCAAAACUAGCAACCGCUUCUCCACUCAACCAGUCACGUUUCAAGAGGUUCAAGAUGCUGCUAAUUUUAAUCAAGAUGGAACAACAGGUGAAGGAGGCGAUACCAAAUCACCAUCCCGAAGGAAAGCGGUCACAUCUCCGACCGACACCAGAAGGCAGUCACAAAGAUCCGAAACCGUAGACGAGGGCAUUUCAUGCAACGAUUCCGGCUCUGAUUCGGAGGCGUCGCCGCCAUCGCCAGUGAGCCACUCGCGCAAAAAUGCCAGCGGAAAGUUUGCAGACUCCACGUCGGAGGGCGAGUCCUCCGGCGGUCGCGAAGUCAGGAGCAUCUUCAAGGGUGACAACAAGCUACAGAUCAAAUUACAGUUGGAGCAGGUCUUGUCGAAGAGCCGCAGCCACGGUGUUGUGAGGGAUGAUUCGUCGCUUCCGGUCAAUCAGGGUACCGGCGCCGCUGUUAAGCCGUCGUCGCUCAGGAGAUCGCAGACACAUUCAGCUGCCGCCAUGCCCCAGAGCAUAGCGGACCUACGGGCCAAGCUUCAAGAGAGCGGCGAGACGGAGUGGCGCAAACGCAUACCACUGAACAACAAUGUGAAUGACGAGUUGAAACUCCUGAAGGACAAGAACCGUUACAAUGAUGAAAAGUCGUUGUUGGCUUCCAAAAAGGAUGAGCUGGACGCGUCUUCUAAACAAUGGACGGAACGUGUGGAGAAAUCGGACGCCGAAAAGUUUUCGGUUGCCGGACGGAUGAAAAAUGCCAAAGAUGUGCCACUGAUUAACAUAGAGAAGACCAGUCGGACACCACAGGCCAGGCGAUUCAAGGGUGUUAAGGAUUCUACUUCUCCGGAGAAGUAUGGAAAUUUCGAUCUCAGCAGGAGCAAGUCCAUGCCCGCACCACCCAAAGACGCAGGCUUGCUCGCAUCUAAAGAUCCCAGUAAAAUUGUGCGUAUGGUGUCAGUCAUACAACCCGAUGACUACACGUUCCAGUCCUUCUUCGAGAGCGUCGACAAGAAGAAAUUUAAAGACGAACAGGUUGACAUAUCGAAGGAGGACUUCGACGCUAUUGAACGGCAAUCGUUGCUGGUUUUGAAAAAGAAUGUUACGGUGCACAAGAGGCGCGGAACCUCCUCAAAGAAUCCCCUCAAAGCACUGGCUAACAGGACUGACAUCUCUUCGGAGUACACUGAGGUGAUUACCGACAAGGCUGAGAGAGAAAAGAAAAGACUGAUUUUUGAUAAAAUGGCUAAAGGUUCAAACUUAGCCAUCGAGGCCUUAGCUGGUCUAGCUAGUAAUGAAGACUUUAAAUCCGUUGCCUUAAAGAAGCCCCAGAGCCUUUCCGUGUUGGUGCCCUUCAAGGACGUGAUGCUGCUUCAAGUUAAGGGUCGUAGACACGUCCAAACGCGUCUUGUCGAACCCGUUGUCAACAGCAUCAAUGAGGGCGACUGCUACAUUCUCAUCACCAGAUCAGCCCUGUACAACUACGUGGGCAGGUAUUCCAACAUCAUUGAACAAUCCCGCGCCGCCGAUAUCGCCAACCAUAUCAAACAGACCAAUGAUAUGGGAUGUAAGGUGGGCGAAGUGAUCACGCUGAACCAGAAGGAGGGUCAACAGAGGCAUUUACAAGCAUUUUGGAAAAUAUUAGGAGCUUCCGAGACUCCAGAAAUUGUGGAUGCUGGCCAUCCCGACGAAGACGAGACCUAUGAGAGCAACAUAUCAAACACGAACAUGAUCUACACCUUCGAAAAAGACGAGCUUGUGCCACUGGACAAAUACUGGGGGGCUAUACCCAAAAUAGAAAUCCUGGACGAUUCAAAAGUAUUGGUCUUCGAUUUUGGAUCGGAGAUGUACGUGUGGAGUGGCAAAACUGCUCCACUAGAAUCCAAAAGGGCUGCCUUGAAUUGUGCCAAAGAGAUGUGGUCUAAGGGAUAUAAUUACAGCGAAUGUGCGAUAUGUCCACUGAACGUUGCUUCCAUUUUGGGUGACAGGAAACAGGAGAAAUUAUCCCUGAAAGAUGACCAACGUCCCAACUGGGCUUUGUUCUGUAAGUUAACACAACAUCGCGAAACUAUUUUGUUCAGGGAGAAAUUCUUGGAUUGGCCCGAUUUCUCCAGAGUCAUCACUGUUAAAACUGAUGACACUAUCAAAUCAGUGAGCACCUCGUUUGACAUAAAACCUUACAACGUCGAGGAAAUGCUAAAGAACAAGGGCAACAAUCCUGAUUUGGUUAUACAAGACACGCAUUUAGGAAGGGGUGAAAAUUUCUUCGACGAAGAGUCAUCGAGGUUGUUCGAAUUCGAAACGGAGGAAAUAAAAGCUUGGAAAAUUCAGGAGAAUUCUCACGACAAACUUGAUGAGAAAUCGUUUGGACAUUUCUAUGAAGGCGACAGUUACAUUUACAGCUGGAGAUUCCGAAUGACGGUGCGUGGUCGAGGUUUGACAGGUAACCCAUCAAAACAUAAGCAAGUUGGAAAGGAAAAAUGCGUGUUCUUCUAUUGGCAAGGCAGUAAAUCCUCGGUAAACGAAAAAUGUGCCGCAGCCUUCCUCACUGUGGAAUUAGAUAAAGAAAACGCUCCUCACGUGCGUAUUACUCAAGGCUCUGAACCAGCGGUUUUCCUAAGAUUGUUCAAGGGCGAGAUGAUUAUACAUAAGGGUAAAAGAGGUGAACCAAUAGACAACACCACGCCGAGAAUGUUUGCUGUUCGAGGUGAAUUGGAAAAUGAAAUACACCUUUUGGAAGUGCCAUUGGAAAUGAAGCGCCUGAGAAGUCAAACAUCUUUCAUCGUCCUCGACACAGAGGACGAGGAACAGGUGACAAUAUGGCAUGGGUCUAAAUCCAAUCAAAAUAGAAGAAAUGCCGCAAACGUGUCUGUGCGGAAAAUGAUGGAUAAGAAACCCAGGGAAUUGAAUUUGCAUUUAUUUGAAGAAGAUUUGGACAUUGUGGAAUUAGAAGAAUUCAGCGAAGAUGAUAAUUUAUUAAAGUUGUUGGGUAGCGACAGAUCGUCUUAUUUUUCAUUAAAAGACAAGAAAAAUGAUUAUGAUUUCACCAUGAGAAUGUUCCACAUGACAAGUCUGACAGGAGAUUUUGUAGCAAAAGAAAUACUUUGCCCCUUCAGAAGUGAUAAACCUACAGCGUAUCCAUUCCAACAGUCGGAAUUGUACUCGGCCAGUCAACCAGCGUUAUUCCUGAUCGACAACAAACACGAAUUAUGGCUGUGGCAGGGCUGGUGGCCAGAAAAAACGGACGAAGACGACUCCGGUUCUGAUCAGGCGUCGUCGACUGGUUCCAGCGAACAACAGACGGGUUCUGGGGUUGUGCGGUGGCAGGCUGAGAGACGCGCCGCCAUGCAGACAGCUAUUAAUUAUUGGCGUAAAAAGAAUGGUGGAGAUGAAGCUGAUGUUCCCACUUACUUGGUAUCUGCAGGAUUAGAACCGCUUGAGUUUCAAAAUCUGUUCCCUACGUGGGAUUGCAUGGAAGACGUUGCGGAAAGAAACAAAAAGGAAGGAAAAGUAGAUGGGGAAAAGCUACCGCUGGUAGAAAAACUGGCCCAGUUGUCUCGAAGUACUUACUCCAUAGACGAACUGUUGCAAAGACCUUUGCCGGAGGGUGUAGACCCAACGCAUCUAGAAAUGUACUUAUCUGCCGAAGAUUUCCAAAGCUUAUUACAAAUGUCCAAAGAGGAAUUUGAAAAACUGCCAUCUUGGAAACAGAGUACCAUUAAAAAAGAAAAAGGUCUUUUUUGACCAAUGCUUAUUUUGUUAGACAGGUUGGAUAGUUUGUUUAGCAGUUUGUUACUAUAUAUACAAUCACAUAAUACCUAACUGAUCUUCCAUGUUAUGUAUAGAGUUUAGUUAAGAAUUAGGCGAUUGUAUUUAAAAUAUUUUUAUUACGUUUGUGUUUUAUUAAUAGUAUUAUAUUUUUUAAAUUAUUGCUUAAAAUUGCAUUGUCUUGCCGAUUAACUACAUUGUCAGAACUGCCAUUUUAAAAAAGCUUUUUAUAGUUAUGAUGUACUUAAAUUGUUUGUAAACUGAUUUUUAUUGUAUUUAGUUUGUUGUGUCUAAUUUUAUAGGUGAAAACGCUUCGGCUUACGACACACAAUAAGAUAUAAUGGCCGAUCUUCACGAUUUUUAGUGAGAACAAUUUAACUAUUAUCUUCAGUGUCAAGUCACUGGAAAAGUCUACAAAAGUGCAUACACAUAGAUAAAAUAUAUUUAUUCAUAUUAGCAUACGUAUAUUUUUCAUUUUUGUAUAUUAAUUGUAUAUAUAGACUUUACAACAAUUUUAAAGUGUUAUAUUAAUACCAAAACAUCAUUAACAAAUUGUAAAAACUUGAAAAAUUAAUAAAUGGAUUUUAUUCCUUCAA
Molecule: messenger RNA, 7345 nt
Organism: Aethina tumida (small hive beetle)
Lineage: Eukaryota; Metazoa; Arthropoda; Insecta; Coleoptera; Nitidulidae
Product: supervillin-like
Exons: 16
Coding region: 297-6725 (2142 amino acids)
Biological process (GO): actin polymerization or depolymerization; cytoskeleton organization; actin filament severing
Cellular component (GO): cytoplasm; actin cytoskeleton
Molecular function (GO): actin filament binding; phosphatidylinositol-4,5-bisphosphate binding
Source: RefSeq, a predicted model, not a curated record